This is a messenger RNA of Coregonus clupeaformis (lake whitefish), 1095 nucleotides long. Its product is annotated as transmembrane protein 229B-like. The record is from RefSeq and is a predicted model, not a curated record. Bases 511 to 1095 code for a protein of 194 amino acids. Lineage: Eukaryota; Metazoa; Chordata; Actinopteri; Salmoniformes; Salmonidae. The transcript is spliced from 2 exons.
ACACGACUUAGCUCUGAGCGUUGCUCACUGUUUAAGCCACUGUUCAUUGAGGUGACGAAAGAGUUAAUAUAAGAUGAGAGAACAGCUUGAGUGGAGCCGGUGCUCGAGCCAUCUCUGAGCAUCUGCUUCUGUCCUGGCAAGUGGCUACUACUGCAGUCAGUAAAGGAUCGGACAUUGGAGGGACCGGGAACAGUGCGCCGGUAACGGGACCGUGAGACUUCGCAUGGACUGUCAGUCCAUAUAUCGCAUGAAUUAUUGGCUGUGCUGCAUCCCGUGGGACCACCGCAGGCGACACUAUUACGACCUGCAUUUCUCCUCCACUAGAUAAAAAUAGAGGGAUGGUAAUCAUGGUGUAAUGGGUGUGAUUGAACAGGGGACCUCUUGCACGCCAAACCAACCAUUAGACCAAGAGGAAAUCCUUGUGGUCUCAAGGUGAUAUUUGGGCGUAAAGCUCUCAGGCACGACUACCUCAUCACGAAGACGUGGUGAUUCCAAAUCACCUCUACUACAAUGGCAACCACAGUCCCUCCGCCAGUGCCUCUGACGGUCUUGUCUCGCUGGUACCUGUACGCCAUCCACGGCUACUUCUGUGAGGUCAUGUUCACCGCCGCCUGGGAGUUUGUGGUCAACCGCGACUGGAAGUUCCCUGGUGUUACCAGUGUGUGGGCUCUGUUCAUCUACGGGACCUGCAUCCUCAUCAUGGAGCACAUGUACCUGGCCCUCCGAGCUCUCCACUGCCCCCUGCUGCUGCGAUGCCUCAUCUAUACCCUGGGGAUGUACAUCUGGGAGUUCAGUACAGGGCUAUUGUUGACCCAGUUUGGGGCAUGUCCCUGGGAUUAUUCCCAUUUUCAGUAUAACUUCAUGGGGUUGAUCACGGCAGAGUACGCCCUGCCAUGGUUCUGUGCGUCGUUCAUGAUGGAGCGACUGGUUAUACGUAACACACUGCGGCUAAGGAUGGACACGGACGGAACAGAGGGCGUCAAGUCUGAUGCAGGCGUGGGAGGAGAUGGGGGAGGAGAUGGGGUAGGAGGGGGGAGGAGAGAAUGGGGUGAACGAGGAGGUACAGAGGUCAACGGUUUCCUGAAAGUGGACUGA